This is a messenger RNA of Pollicipes pollicipes, 2077 nucleotides long. RefSeq names its product lactosylceramide 1,3-N-acetyl-beta-D-glucosaminyltransferase. The coding region runs from base 1 to 1218 and encodes 405 amino acids. Gene Ontology annotation, cellular component: Golgi membrane. Gene Ontology annotation, biological process: protein O-linked glycosylation. The record is from RefSeq and is a predicted model, not a curated record. The transcript has 6 exons. NCBI's taxonomy places the organism in Eukaryota, Metazoa, Arthropoda, Thecostraca, Pollicipedomorpha, Pollicipedidae. Gene Ontology annotation, molecular function: hexosyltransferase activity.
AUGGACUGGCUGCGGCUGCGGCUGGCCAGGCUGGAGCUAGACCAACGCGUGACGCGGGAGCGCGACAGCCUGCGGCGACCGGCGGCGCUCGCCUACCAACCAGAGACCGGGCUCUACUACGACCACGACUCCGGCUACUACUGGGACCCGGGUCGCCAGAUGUACUACGACGGCACCUCGGGCUACUACCUCAGGUCAGUGCGCCUCCGCGGAGGCUGGUGCCUGUUCCACGGCAACGCUUCCAGCCGCUGCCUAGCUCAGGAGCUGGAGGAGGGCGAGAUUGAGGACGAUGCGGAGGCCGAGGAGGGGACAGGAGCCGCCAGCCGGGCCGUGCUGGAGUACUGGACGGCGGAGAGGAUGCGGCGGGCGCGACCGACGUCCCCGCCAGACUACUCUGCCUACGGGAGCGGGCCGAGGUCGCCGCAGGCCGUCCGCGACCCGCCCUGGCUGAGGAUGAUCGUCACGGAGACGCAGGUGGACGGCCUGCGGGUGGGCUCGCUACACGUGGCCACCAUGGACGGACUGACGGUGGGCCGCGACCCCUCGCAGCAGCGGCAGGCUCAGCUGUCGGCCGAGGCUGCCGCCCACGGCGACGUCCUCCAGGAGGACUUCCCCGACCACUACAACAACCUCACCAUCAAGACGGUCUUCAUGCUCAAGUGGCUGACGCACCGCUGUCCGUCGGUGCCGUUCGUCCUUAAAGCCGACGACGACAUGUGGGUGGACAUGCCGGCGCUGCUGCAGUACUUGCGUGACUGCCGGCUGCCGGGCGGCGCCUGCGCCGAUGACGCCGCCCUUAUGGCUGGCCUGUUGUAUCACCAAGCGCCGACCGACCGUACGCCCGGCUCCAAGUGGUACCUGCCGCCGGCGCUGCGUGCAGAGGAGCCGCUCCCCGACUACAUCUCCGGCACGGCGUACCUGCUGACCGGCUCGGCGGUGGCGCCGCUCUGGUGGCGGGCUCUCGAAACGCCGUUCAUCAACCUGGAGGACGUGUUCCUGAGCGGGCUGGUGGCGCCGCGCGCCGGCGUGCGCCUGCAGCGCGCGCCGGGCUUCGAGAAGACUCGGCCGCUGUGGCAGCACCCGUGCACGUGUCGCCACCACCUGACCGUGCACGGCCUGGCGCCGGCCGUCAUAGAGCGGCUGUACCGCGAGCGCCGGCGGCCCUGCGGCGGCCUUCUCUGGAGCCUCGUCAACCUGGUGAUGAUCUGGGUCACAUGAGCGACGCCGGCCGGCCAGACCAGCUGGGGGCGCUGUCAGGCGGUUGGGCGUGACGUCAGCUCCGCCUCCUGCCAGCGCUGACGGAGCGGCACCUGCUGACGUCAUCUUGCUGUUGGCCGCCAUGUUGUGGGACGUUCUUGCCUGUAGGGUCUCGUGGGGCAUUCCUGCCAGUGUUCUGAGCUGUUGACUCGCAUUGGAUGUAUCAGAACCCGAGCUGUUGUACUCAAUUUUGCUGGGACUCAAGUGCCAACUAGUCUCGACGCCAGCUCUCAGGGAACGUCUGCACCUGGCGUGGGGACGAGUGCACACCGCAUUUAGCACAGUUACUCCUUCACUCGCUGAGACCAGCUCCGCUCCAGACGCCGCGCGUGGAGGUGGAUCUCUGGAUGUUGCGCUCCAGACGCGGGGGCACGUGGGUUGUGUUGAGCACUUGUCGGAUGAUUCCUCAGGACUAGCCUGCUUUCGAGGUCGUGGGGAAGGUAGCACGAAAUGUGUUGUCUCUAGUGACUGUUUUCAUGUUUGUGCACCUUGUUGCCAGUAUGUCUAGUCAACGUGGCACUGCGAUGCGGCAUGGUCUUAUACUGCCAUGUAAGUAGGCUUCUGCCGUAACAAAUGGCAGAAACUUGGCUGAUAUUACCUUCCUUUCCCGACCUUCCGUCUUUUUGACAUGCGGGAUGCUGCUGUCAUUGUCCAUUGUCCUUAGCUCACUUCCGUUCAUCACGGGUGUUUGUUGUAGAUGUUACUCCCUAGAUGGCGUUACGCUCGCAUCACGAGGGCCAUUAGCGUGACUUCGCCAAAAGGCCAGUCUUUUUCCUCGAGCGGUAUACAAGUUAUGAAUACAUCAAAAUACAAACACGUC